CGAACAUCAUCAUACAUCACUCACCACCACCAUCAUCAUACAUGGAUGCUACAACAUAUUGUGAUUUUUCUUCAUUGCAAUAUCUUCAAUAUGUUCUUGAGCUUGAACAUGGUUCCUCACACUCGGACUCUAAUGGCAUGGAAAGUAUCAUUGAUGAGAAGAAAGUGUCUGAAAUAGAACAGUCUAGGGCAGCGCGUGAAGUACACGCCCCUCCCAAUUGGAAGCGAUAUAGGGGUGUGAGACGGCGGUUGUGGGGGAAGUUCGCGGCGGAGAUAAGAGAUCCAAAGAAAAAUGGAGGUAGGGUUUGGCUUGGGACUUAUGUAACUGAAGAAGAAGCAGGUUUGGCUUAUGAUAGAGCUGCUUUCAAAAUACAUGGAAGUAAAGCUAAGUUAAAUUUUCCUAAUAUUUUUGCUUCUGAUGUAUUAUCAUCAUCAGAGCCACUGAAAAAAAUAGCAACAAACAAGAAAAAGAAAACCCUAGUUGAUUUGUUGAAUAAGAUGGCGAAGAAUAGAAAAAGGGUUGGGUUAUGAGAUUUUAGAUAAAAUUUGUUCUUGAGAGUUAAUCUAAAUGUUCUAUCUUUGUAUGAACUUUUCAGCUUCCAGAAUACAAAUCACAAACAUGUAUGGUUUUUUUUUUUUUUUCUGAAUUCAAAGGAAGUGAUUCAGCAUUCCAACAAUAUGGAUUGAGUUAA
Messenger RNA from Vigna unguiculata (cowpea), 691 nucleotides. RefSeq names its product ethylene-response factor C3-like. The record is from RefSeq and is a predicted model, not a curated record. NCBI's taxonomy places the organism in Eukaryota, Viridiplantae, Streptophyta, Magnoliopsida, Fabales, Fabaceae.